CCUCGACGCGCGCGCGCGUCGACGCGCGACGUCCUUCGAGCGCAAAGGCGCGCGCGCGCGCUCGGACGACGAAUGAUGACGAGCGGCGCGCUCGGCGCGACGCGCGCGGGCGCGCGCGCGAGGGCGCCGUCGGUGGCGACCGCGAAAAGCGCGCGCGAGAGGUUGAGUCAGCAAAGCGCGCGCGCGCGCGUUCCGAGCGCGGGCGGCGUGCGAGCGCGUCCGAGCGCCCUCGCGCGCGACGACGACGAGAUGCGACGCGCGUCGGUGGUGGUGACGCGCGAGGGAGGGAGGAUGCGGCGCGCGGUGCGCGCGAGCGCGACGAACGCGACGGCGGCGGCGAGCGACGAAGCGAACGCGAACGCGCCGAGCGCGUUCCUCGUCGGCAUCGCGUGGUUCUUCGCCCAUCAGUUGAUCGGAGUCGGGAACGACGUGAUCAUGAAGUUUACCGGUGCGAAUCUCGGCGUGGCGCAGGUGGUGUUUCUGCGAUUUUUGUUCGCGACGUUGACGAUGGUGCCGGUGAUGGCGGCGGGAGGGAAGGAAUCGUUCGCGACCGAUCGAGUGCCGCUGCACAUCGCGCGUUCGGCACUGUUGGCGGGUGGUAUAUUUUUAUACGUUAAAGGUUUGACCAUCGCCCCCAUCGCGGUGGUGACGACACUGAAUUUUACCAUUCCGUUGUUCACGCUCGUGCUCGCGCGCGUGUUUUUAAAGGAAAAGGUGGACGCCACGAGAUGGAUCGGCACUUUGGUCGGUUUCGCGGGCGUCAUGGUCGUAAUGCAACCGGGAGGAGCCGUGUUCAACCCGAUGUGGCUCGUCGUCUUGCUCAGCGCCACCAUGUUCGCGUCGUUGGACGUGUUGAACAAAGUCUUCGUCGGCAAAGAAAGCUUUUGGGCGAUGAUUUUCUACACCGCCUUGUUCACGACGCUCAUCGUCGCCUACCCCGCGCUCACGUCCUGGGUACCGCCAACGACGUUGCAGUACGGACUCAUGGCGGUUCUCGGCGCCGGGGCGAAUGGGUUGCUGUACUGCCUGCUGAAAUCCUUCAGCAUGGUGGACGCGAGCGCGCUCGCGCCGUUUAGAUACACCGAACUCAUCCUCUCCGCCACGGUCGGUUUCUUACUGUUCGGCGAAGUCCCGGCCUCGAGCACUUUGCUCGGCGCGUUAAUAAUCGUCCCGAGCACGCUCUACGUCGUGUGGAAAGAAAACCAAAAGGUUUCCGAUUAACAUUAAUAAUAAACUCGUGGCGAGGGAGCGAGAGAC
Molecule: messenger RNA, 1257 nt
Organism: Ostreococcus lucimarinus CCE9901
Lineage: Eukaryota; Viridiplantae; Chlorophyta; Mamiellophyceae; Mamiellales; Bathycoccaceae
Product: DMT family transporter: drug/metabolite
Exons: 1
Coding region: 292-1221 (309 amino acids)
Cellular component (GO): membrane
Source: RefSeq, a predicted model, not a curated record